GUGCUGACCCCAGCACAAAUAAAAUCAAUUUGCCUGGCCAUACUAGAAUCAGGAAAGCAGUACGCGGUGAAGAAGAGGAAACCAUUCCCACUCAUGUAUUCCUACUAUGGAACAGAGUAUCUUGGUGCAGCACAUGGGCUUUCGUCAAUCCUUCAGAUGUUGCUUUCCUACUAUGAGUACCUGCAGCCAGCAGAUCAGGAGCUUGUGUGGCAGAGUGUUGAUUUUCUUAUGGACCAAGAACAGAACAGCAACUGGCCUCCUGAGCUGGGAGAGACAAUCGAGCGGGAGAAUGAGCUUGUGCACUGGUGUCAUGGAGCCCCAGGCAUUGCAUAUCUGUUUGCCAAAGCUUACCUGGUUUCCAAGAAGCCUCAAUAUCUGGACACUUGUAUCCGCUGUGGAGAGCUAACUUGGCAGAAAGGCCUGUUGAAGAAGGGACCUGGAAUAUGCCACGGAGUAGCUGGUAGCGCUUAUGUGUUCCUGCUGCUGUAUAGGCUCACUGGAAACUCCAAAUACAUAUACAGGGCACAAAGGUUUGCAGAGUUCUUAUUUACAGAAGAAUUUAAGGCUGGUUCCCGGGCAUUAGAAAGUGUAUAUAGCCUGUAUGAAGGUUUCUCAGGAACUGUGUGUUUCCUGACUGACUUGCUGCAACCCAACCAAGCUGAGUUUCCUCUCUUCAGUGUCUUUGUCUAGGAAGUAACAUUCUCCAGGGCCAC
Cariama cristata (Red-legged seriema) is the source of this 713-nucleotide messenger RNA. It is a transcript of the gene LANCL3, whose product is annotated as LanC lantibiotic synthetase component C-like 3 (bacterial). The annotation marks the transcript as partial. Gene Ontology annotation, cellular component: plasma membrane. The record is from RefSeq and is a predicted model, not a curated record. The transcript is spliced from 4 exons. Gene Ontology annotation, biological process: peptide modification; carbohydrate metabolic process. NCBI's taxonomy places the organism in Eukaryota, Metazoa, Chordata, Aves, Cariamiformes, Cariamidae.